AUGCCGUUGAUGAAAACCUUUAGCCACCAAACGGGCCUUAGAGCACUUCCAACACCAAGGGCUGGGGGGGGGUGGUUUAGGCCCAAAAACAGUUUCCAGCAACAAGGGCUGGCCAGGGCAAUUGUUGGGGCCCACAAAACCAGGCCAGCCCUCAAGCAAGAUGAGCUCGAGUUCAACUCCGAGCACAUUCUGGUACUGCAAACCCUAGCUCUGCUUUCUACAUCAAGAUGGGGUUGCAAAGCCAGAGACAUAAGCAUCUCACAAGGGAAAAUUUCAGAGACUGGGAUCCCAAAGUACAGCGUACAGAUUGCGAACGAGUGUGUUUUUGACUGUGCUGCUUCAGACAUCCACGUCCACUGUGGUCAGUUUGCCUCUACAGAAGUUAUGAACCCAGCUGAGUUCAGGAGGCUCUCUUUUGAUGAUUGCUUGGUGAACAACGGACAGCCUUUGAAGCCCCAUCAGCUCAUCAGCUUCACUUACUCCAACACCUUCAUGUACCCCCUUGCUUUCAAGUCCGCAAAGUUUAUUUGCUAA
Messenger RNA from Prunus armeniaca (apricot), 534 nucleotides. Lineage: Eukaryota; Viridiplantae; Streptophyta; Magnoliopsida; Rosales; Rosaceae. The record is from the annotation of a GenBank genome assembly.